CGUGAUUGCGCGGAAUUGGUCGCGUUUCGAGCGCGUGUUUUCCAUUCACAAUUUCUCAUUACGAAAGUUACGAACUAAACCGAACAAUAAUUGUGAGAGUGACUUGUGUACUUUAGUCUUUUUAUUAGUUCUAAUAUUUUGAUAUAUUAAGAUUUGCGACCGUUUCACCAGGUUACAAUUUAAUAUUAAAGUCAAGUAAUAUACAUUAGUGAUAAAGUGUGUGACAAUGCAAUAGUGAACAGUUCAGUCAGGAUGCUGUCCAGGGGUAUUAAAUACAAACGACUCGAUGAUAUCGAGAUCAGCGAGCCGGGACAGGAGCUGGUGGCGGUGCGCGUGGCCAUCAAUGGCAUGACCUGUCAGUCCUGCGUGCGCAGCAUCGAGACCUCCGUAAGAGAACUGCCCGGCGUUGAGGACGCGAAGGUGGAACUGUCAGAACACGCCGGUUACUUCCGCUAUGACCCUCACGUGUGCUCGCUGGAGGCGAUCCGCUCCCACAUAGAGGAAAUGGGGUUCGAGGCGCCAACCGACGUCGUCGACGACGAAACUAAAAAUCUGUUACCAAAAGAGAUCCCGACGGAUGUGUUGAUAGACAUGUCGGGGUCCGCGGAGAGCGACCUCGUGCUGUCCGUCGUCGGGAUGACCUGCCAGUCCUGCGUCAACACUAUAGAAGGUCGUCUACACGAGAUGUCGGGAGUGCGGCAGGCGUGCGUGUCUCUCGCGGAAGGCGUGGCGCGCGUGCGUGUGCUGCGUGACGUCAUCACACCGCAAGAUGUCUCCGACGCGAUAUACGACCUGGGCUUUGACGUCACUAUACUCACAGUCAAUGGUCAAUCUUACUCAGAAUCAUCGUCACAAAGUAAUAGUAACGAGGCAUCAGGGGAUGCGGUUAGACCGAAUAAUGUCUCAAAGACACAUCUCAAUGGCGAUGUAGGCGAGGCAGGUAUGGCGGAGCAGACGUCCCGUUGUACGUUAGAGGUGCGCGGGAUGACGUGCGCUUCUUGCGUCGCCGCUAUAGAGAAACAUUGCUCUAAGAUAUAUGGUGUACAAUCAGUAGUGAUAGCUCUGUUAGCCGCUAAAGCGGAGGUGCGGUAUGAACCGCGGAAGGUGUCGGCACCUGACAUCGCGCAGUCCAUCACCGCGCUCGGCUUCCCCGCAGACGUGCUCAGUGAUGGCGACGGCUGCGGACAGAGGGAGCUACUGUUAAAUAUAAAAGGCAUGACGUGUGCGUCGUGUGUCAGCAAAAUUGAAAAGACUGUACUUAAAUUAAGCGGCGUAGCGUCCUGCGCUGUUGCCCUGACUACCUCCAAAGGAAAAAUUAAAUACGACACAGAAAUGAUCGGACCACGUACGAUAUGCGAAGCUAUCAAUAGUUUAGGAUUCGAAGCGACCGUCGCCAGUACUAACAGCCGCGGCGCUACUGAUUAUCUAGAGCAUAAAGAAGAAAUAAGAAAAUGGCGUAACGCGUUCCUAAUAUCGUUAGUAUUCGGUGGUCCGUGUAUGAUAGCGAUGACGUACUUCAUGGCGACGAUGCCGCAGCACAGCGCGCGCGACAUGUGCUGCGUGCUGCCCGGCCUCAGCAUGGAGAACCUCAUCAUGAUGUUGUUGGCUACGCCAGUACAGUUUAUCGGCGGCUGGCAUUUCUACAAGCAGGCGUACAAGGCGCUGCGUCACGGCAGCCCCAAUAUGGAUGUACUGAUCUCAAUGACUACAACUAUAAGUUACUUCUACUCCCUGGCGGUGGUGAUAGCAUCAAUGUCACUACAGAAGGAUACAAGCCCUUUGACGUUCUUUGACACCCCUCCAAUGUUGCUGGUCUUCGUGUCCUUAGGAAGGUGGCUGGAGAAUAUUGCUAAAGGUAAAACAUCAGAAGCGCUGUCGAAGCUGCUGUCGCUGAAGGCGACGGAGGCGGUGCUGGUGACGGUGGACCGAGACGGCAACGAGCUCGCUGAGAAGAAUAUACCAAUUGACCUGGUCGAGAGGGGGGAUAUACUUAAAGUGGUGCCAGGAGCCAAGGUGCCGGUAGACGGCAAGGUGAUAUCAGGGCAGAGUACGUGUGAUGAGUCUCUCAUCACCGGAGAGUCGAUGCCGGUAGCGAAGAGUAAAGAGUCGCUGGUGAUCGGUGGCAGUAUAAACCAGCACGGCGCGCUGCUGGUGCGCGCCACGCACACCGGCGAGGCCAGCACGCUGGCGCAGAUCGUACGUCUAGUGGAGGACGCACAAGCCAGCAAGGCGCCAGUUCAGCGUCUCGCUGAUACUAUCGCUGGGUAUUUCGUGCCGAUGGUUGUAUUCCUAUCAAUAUUAACACUGAUAUGCUGGAUAAUAAGCGGUGCGCUCAACAUAGAAAGAAUAAAAGCUAUUACACCAGAGAUAUAUAGAGACGGCACUAGAUGGGAGCUGAUAGUGCAGAGCGCGUUCCACUUCGCGCUGAGCGUGCUCGCGAUCGCGUGCCCGUGCGCGCUGGGCCUGGCCACGCCCACCGCCGUCAUGGUGGCCACGGGCGUCGGCGCCAAGCUGGGAUUACUAAUAAAAGGCGCUGAACCUCUGGAAAAUGCACAUAAAGUGAAAACGGUGAUAUUCGACAAGACGGGUACAAUAACCCGCGGCAAGACGAGCGUGGCGAAGGUGUCGCUGCUGACGGGCGAGCCGGCCAGCCUGCCUGACAUCCUCGCCUGUCUGCACACCGCGGAGCUCAACUCCGAACAUCCUGUAGCUUCCGCGAUAGUGCGGUGGUGCGGCGCCGCGCUGGGCGAGACGCGCGCGGCGUCGUGCAGCGGGUUCGCGGCGGCGCCGGGCUGCGGGCUGCGUGCGCGCGUGCGCCUGCGCCCCGCCCUGCAGCCGCCGCAGCACCUGCGCGACGCUAUCAAUGCUGCCAAGGCAGGAGAGACGCUGCAGAUAUGCGGCGUGCCGGUGGAGCUGGUGGCGGGCGCGGGGGACGCGGCGCUGAGCUCGGCGCAGGCGGCCGCGCGCCUGCACGCGCUCAUCGUGCCGCCCGCCGACCAGCAGGAGUCUGGCAGCGAGCAAGUAGUGUUAAUCGGCAACCGCGAGUGGAUGUCUCGUAACGGCGUGGCCGUGCCCGCGCGCGUGCAGGACCAGCUGCGCCACGACGAGCUGCUCGGCCGCACCGCCGUCCUCGCCGCUAUCAACGAUCAGUUAGUGUGUACUAUCGGCGUGGCGGACGAGGUGAAGCCGGAGGCGCACUUAGCUGUGUACUGGCUGAAGCGCAUGGGCCUGCAGGUCUGCCUGCUCACUGGAGACAACAGGAAGACAGCGCUGGCCAUCGCACGACAGGUGGGAAUCAACAAAGUAUACGCAGAGGUGCUGCCCUCGCACAAAGUGGCCAAAAUACAAAAACUACAAGAACAAGGACAGAAAGUAGCUAUGGUUGGCGACGGCGUCAACGACAGUCCAGCGCUGGCGCAGGCUGACGUGGGCAUUGCCAUCGCCAGUGGCACUGACGUCGCCGUGGAGGCAGCAGACCUCGUACUCAUGCGGAAUGAUCUGUUAGAUGUGGUGGCAUGUCUGGAGCUGUCUCGCAGUACGGUGCGACGAAUUCGACUUAACUUUGUGUUCGCGAGCGUGUACAACUUGCUCGGCAUUCCGCUCGCGAGCGGAGCGUUCGCUUUGUACGGUCUACAAUUACAGCCCUGGAUGGCGUCGGCCGCGAUGGCGAUGAGUUCCGUGUCUGUGGUCUGCUCCAGUCUACUACUCAAGACGUUCUCCAAGUCUAGCGGCGAGCAGCUGCGCACGGCGGAGUACGUGCAGUCGCUGGCGAGCGCGGAGCUGCAGGCGGUGGCGGUGCACCGCGGCCUGGACGAGCGCCUGCACUGCGAGCGCGCCGCCUCGCCGCUGGCCAAGUUAUUCAACCGAAGUAAAAGUAACGACGGAUGUCUGUUGCAAGAAGAGGACGACAUGCUGACCGUCUCUUUCAUACCGAAGCAUCCGACACGAGAACAGCCGAGUCUUAACGGAUGAUUACGACUGAUUAAUUAGUAGGAAAAAGGUCAAAGAUGGUAGCAAUUAGCUCAAUUGAAAUGGAGUUUUUUUUUAAUACUAUUAAAUGGACGAGAAAAUGCUUCUUUUCUAGACGAAAUUUGAAUAUUAAAAACUGAGCCAAGGGACGCCAUAAUCAUUGUAUUGCUUUGAAAUAUGGUAAUGAGUUUUAUAAUUUACAACAAUAUGGCCAAAUUAGGAAAUAUAAUAUGCAAUAUGAUUAAAGAAGAGACAGAUUAUUAAAUUGUUGAAAAAUUAAAUUAUUAUAAAAAAUUUGUCACAAAAUACUUAUCGGGCACAACGUUAAAGUAAUGACCGAGUAUAUAUUCUGUAAAGAUGCUAUAUUGUCGUUAUUAAAUAAAAACAAAAAGAAAAAUUAAAAAAUAUUUACAUAACCAUUGAUGUCUUUUAAAAUUGACCAUUGACACGCCAUUGAUUCUUGUAUAAUUGUAUUUUUUUUAGUAUAGAUAUAAAUUCGUUUUGUUUAUAGUUAUUUUCUAUACAACUUUUAUAUGUUUUUGUGUACAAAUAUCUUUUUAAUAUUUUGUAAUAAAAAAAUCAAAACAAAUCAAAGCAAUAUAUUCCAUGAGUUUGUACUCAGUAAUUUAAUUUAGCGUUUGGUUAUAAAAUACUAAACACUGAGGAGAGUUUUUAAAUGCUUCCUAAAACUCCUUUGAGCUUCCAAACAUAUCAAUUUUAGCGUUGAAAUGUAUGUCAAAAUGUAAAUUAACUCCACGAUAGAAAUUUUGGACAAACAAAAUAAACCAAAGUUAUAUGAAAUAUAUCUUUGUAUUGGUAUUAAGUAAACGAAAUCCGCCAUUUUGUUUUCUUGGAAAGCAACAACGCUUUCUUUGUUAGAUAUUCGAAUGAAAAUCAUCUCAGGUUCGCGCGAUCUGCGAUGUUUUUAUAGAAACGGGGGCCGCCAUUUUGUUUCGCGCGCCGCCAUGUUUGACAUCUGUCAAAACAUCUCGAAUUAAACGAAUAUAGACCGAUGAACUUAUCUGACCCGGUGCAUAUGUAAAA
Molecule: messenger RNA, 5013 nt
Organism: Papilio polytes (common Mormon)
Lineage: Eukaryota; Metazoa; Arthropoda; Insecta; Lepidoptera; Papilionidae
Gene: ATP7
Product: copper-transporting ATPase 1
Exons: 30
Coding region: 253-3972 (1239 amino acids)
Biological process (GO): copper ion homeostasis; monoatomic cation transport
Cellular component (GO): membrane
Molecular function (GO): copper ion binding; ATP hydrolysis activity; P-type divalent copper transporter activity
Source: RefSeq, a predicted model, not a curated record